ACCAAAGAAGACCGGCCCAAACCCAAAAAGGGGCUUCAAACUGCUUCGCCCACCGACCCAGGAGGAUAUCCCUGAGAAUCACACCACUGCCCUGAAGAACUCCUCGGGCGGCGUCUCUCUCAGAAGCUACGUGCAGGAGCCCUAAAAUCCCCAAACCUAAUGGGAAAACGAUUCGGGAGAAAACGAGGUGCCCGAGGAUUGAAGGGAACUAAUACACCUGCCAAGUAUGACACAAGCAAGCGUGUAAGGAGACGAACUGAAGAGAAGGUUGCUAGUAGCCCCUCACCCAGUUCCUCAGGGGAAUCAUCUGAUGAACAAUCAAGUGGUGUGGCUUCUGAAGAAGUGGUUUAUAAGGAACCAUCUAUGUAUGACAAUUUAUUGUUUACAUUGGGAACGGGUAGUGAAUCUCUUGCCAAUGCAUAUAAAAGGAGACGAAGAGAUGAAGAAGGUAGAAGUGACUCUGAAGAAGACAUCAAUGGUGGUUCGGAAUCUUUGACAGUGUCUGAAGAAGAGGACAAUGAGGAAGGUACUGAUAAUGAGUCUGCCAGGGGUCAUGCUAGUGAAAGUAUUAUGGAGCAGAGUGAAGAUGCUGAAACUGAAGAUGACAAUGAGGCUUCUGACACAGAUCAAAUGCAUGACCUAGAUGUUGAUGAUCAAUCUGCUGUUGGUGCAUCAGAGAGCACAAGUUCCUUUACCAGUCACGUGGGCCACAAAUUAUCAAAAGAAGAAGUUGACAAUCUAUCACGAAGGAAAUGGAACUAUAAUUGGGAGAUGCCUGCUUUUGACAUGUCAAGUUGCAAGUGGAUGGGUACAGGGGAGUCUUUUCUAAAGGAUGUUAACACCAGUUCUGGCUAUGAUCUCAAGCUAAAAUUGUACAAGCAUUGGUUGGAAAACUAUAAGACAUCUGGUGGCAAUGAUUUUCAUUCAUCCAAGCAAAGAUUGUUCUUCUCUCUAUGUAACAGCUAUCGAGAUAUACUGUACUGUAACAAGAAGCCCUUUUAUCUCAAAGGCCAGGAAGAAGACUCUUGUAUCAUGGAUGCUUAUAUUAUGCAUGCGCUUAAUCACAUAUUCAGAACGGGAGAUCUUGUGACCAAGAAUGAUUCAAAAGUGGCCAAGCACCAAGAGACAGUUAAAGAGGAAAUUCUAACUGGUGACAGUUUCCUUGACCAUGGGUUUACUCGUCCUAAGGUUCUGAUCUUAUUACCACUUGCAAGCAUUGCACUUCGUGUUGUUAAGAGGCUAAUACAACUGACCCCUUCAUCAAGCAAGGUUAAUGUGGAGCACAUUGAUCGUUUCUCUGAUGAGUUUGGAACUGGAGUGGUUGAAGAUGACCAGGAGCAAAAUGAGUUAUUCCAGAAAGUUCAGGAUUAUGAAAAUUCAAAAGUUCAAAAAUCUUCAAAACCUUCUGACUUUCAAGCACUUUUUGGUGCAAACAACAAUGAUCACUUUAUGAUAGGCAUUAAGUUUACCAGGAGGACCAUAAAGUUGUACAGUGAUUUCUAUUCCUCAGACAUGAUUGUUGCUUCUCCCCUUGGUUUAAUUACUAAAAUUGGGGAGGCUGAGGUAGAAAAGGAAAAAGAUGUUGAUUAUCUUUCUUCUAUAGAGGUUCUAGUGAUUGAUCAUGCAGAUGUAAUAUCAAUGCAGAAUUGGUCCCAUGUGAAUUCAGUUGUUGAACAAUUGAACCGCAUACCUUCUAAGCAGCAUGGAACUGAUAUUAUGCGCAUUAGGCAAUGGUAUCUAGAUGGACAUGCACAGUUUUAUCGGCAAACAAUAAUUUUGGGUUCUUAUUUAAACCCAGAUAUGAAUGCCUCAUUCAAUCACCAUUGUGUUAACUACCAAGGAAAGGUGAAGUUCGUCUGUGAAUAUAAAGGUGCUCUUGCGAAAGUACUACUUCAAGUGCGGCAGAUUUAUGAGCGUUUUGAUGCAGAUUCGGUAGUAGAUUCUGAUGAUGCCCGCUUUGAAUAUUUUACUACGAAGGUUUUUCCCAAGAUAAAAGAUUCUAUUCAGGGUGGGAUUAUGCUAUUUGUCAGUUCUUAUUUUGAGUAUGUUCGUAUAAGAAACUUCUUGAAGUCUCAAAAUGCAUCCUUCUGUUUGCUUGGAGAGUACACAAAACAAAGUGAUAUUUCUCGUGCACGGGUUUGGUUUUUUGAAGGAAAGCGAAAAAUCAUGCUUUACACUGAAAGAGCUCACUUUUAUCACAGAUACAAGAUCCGUGGCAUUCAGAAUCUAAUCAUCUAUUCUCUUCCUGAGAGGAAAGAAUUUUACCCUGAGAUUGUGAAUAUGCUUGAAGGGUCCCAUAACAUGACUUGCACUGUGCUUUUUUCUCGCUUUGAUCAAUUCCGGCUGGAGAGGAUAGUAGGAAGUGGGCCAGCAAAAAGGAUGGUGGCAUCAGAGAAGAAUGUUUUUGUUUUCUGUUAGAAGAUUUCUCCAUGCUCUGCAAUUUUGGGAAAUUAUGGAAGUGCUUUGGAGUAUUUCUAUUUGAAGUGCUUCUAGUCGAAGUAUUUUUCAAAAGUGUUUUUUAGAUAAUCAUCUAUUAAGUGCAUCUCUAGAAGCACUACAGGCGAUUUUUCAUAACUUUUUAAAAUAUUUUCUAAAUUUUUCAAAACCUUUAAAAAAUAUUUUCUAAAUUUUGUCAAACAUCUGAUUUUUUUUUUUUUUUUUUAAAUGCUUUUUAUGUUAAAAGUGUUUUCUGAAAGCACUUCCAAAUGGGCUCUGACAACAAAAGGGUAAGGAGAAGGGGUUGAACAAUUGAUGCUUAGUACUGAAUAUAGGUCUUCAUCUUCUUGAAAGGUCCUUGGUGAGGUGAUUUAUUAGGAGUAAGUCCUCUGCUUCCUAAUCUAUAUUGAAUUGCUCCUAAAUAUUUUGUGAUAGCAUAGUCACAAGGAAUUAUGUAAACCUAUAUUAUUUUGUUACAAUUUUCAUACUUCAUUUACAUUUUUUAUUUUUCUUAA
This is a messenger RNA of Vitis riparia (riverbank grape), 2951 nucleotides long. RefSeq names its product U3 small nucleolar RNA-associated protein 25. Gene Ontology annotation, molecular function: rRNA binding; U3 snoRNA binding. Gene Ontology annotation, cellular component: nucleolus; small-subunit processome. Gene Ontology annotation, biological process: maturation of SSU-rRNA from tricistronic rRNA transcript (SSU-rRNA, 5.8S rRNA, LSU-rRNA). The record is from RefSeq and is a predicted model, not a curated record. The transcript is spliced from 25 exons. Bases 160 to 2418 code for a protein of 752 amino acids. Lineage: Eukaryota; Viridiplantae; Streptophyta; Magnoliopsida; Vitales; Vitaceae.